GAAAGGACACACUUCUUCUGUGGAUUUAGUGUGCUGGAGUCCAAAUGGUGGGCGAGUUGUGAGCGGAUCAUACGAUGGGAUGGUCAGAGUGUGAGAUGUGGAGAGCGGCGAACCAGUCGAAGGUCUGAAUCUAAUCAAGAAAGGACACGGGUCGGUAUACGUGGUAAGAUACUCACCCGAGGCAUCAAUGAUUGCAAUAGGAGGAUAUAACGGAAGUGGAAUACCAAUCUGGGACGCGAAGACAGGCGAGCUGCUGUCCACGAUCAAAUUCGAUCAAUCAGUUUGGUCCUUGACCUGGACAUCGGAUGAAAAGAAGCUUAUUGCCGGGUGGGGGAAGGGGCAGAUUACGAUAUUCGACACUGCCACAUGGCAGCAGAUCGUUGUUCUGGAGGGUCACACAAAGAUUGUCUUCUCCCUCACUUUAUUUCCCAACGACCGCGUCCUUGCGAGUGCAUCAGAUGACGGAACAGCGCGUCUCUGGAAUCUUGAUACAGACCUCCAAAUCGGGCCACCUCUUCAACACAAACAUCAAGUCAUUUGUGCGGCCUUCUCCGCUGAUGGAAAGCUGCUAUCUACUGCAGGUCGGGAUGAUGAAUAUGUUUAUGUAUGGGACAUUCAAGCCAUCCUCAAAACAGCUGGCCUAGAAAAUCUCCUGUCCAUACCUGAUGUGAGUCCCAACUUGAUUCCCACUCGCUAUCUCAUUCCCAAUGGCUAUCAGGCACAAAAAUCUGAACUCAAAAACAAUCUAUCAGAUGCUAAUGCUACGCGACGUCCGCCUAUCCGUCCAGCCCCACGUCGAGUGCCACAAGGCUUUUUCGAUAAUGUGCAAGACAGCGGUCCUUCCUCCACUACCCAUGCUGAUCCAUCUCCGCAUCGCCUCCGCAGUGCUUUUGCACUAUCCUGGAGACCACGUCCACGUGCGCUCCUCGUUCGCCUUACCCAACGCUUCCAUCGUUCUCAAUCAAACGCCGAUGAACAUGUCGAACUCCAGCAACGCACAGGACCUAGUACUUCCUCUCGCUCCAGUCCUCCUGUUGUCGAAGUUCCUGCACUAGAUGACAAAAAGGCACUCUAUGUCGCUCGGCCGCCGGAACGAGCUAGCGACAAAGCAAAACGCGUCGACACCUCCAAAUGGUGGGCUCGUGUUGUGUUGUUCCUCUGCUGUGUGUCUCCGUCCAACGACGGCAGUCACUGAUGGUUUUAGAACAUGGUCGAUCACAUUCAAAUUGAUAUCAUCCUUCUG
Suillus fuscotomentosus is the source of this 1243-nucleotide messenger RNA. Its product is annotated as WD40-repeat-containing domain protein. Gene Ontology annotation, molecular function: protein binding. NCBI's taxonomy places the organism in Eukaryota, Fungi, Basidiomycota, Agaricomycetes, Boletales, Suillaceae. Bases 188 to 1195 code for a protein of 335 amino acids. The transcript is spliced from 5 exons. The record is from RefSeq and is a predicted model, not a curated record.